Messenger RNA from Micropterus dolomieu (smallmouth bass), 4148 nucleotides. RefSeq names its product neurofascin homolog (chicken) a (gene nfasca). Gene Ontology annotation, molecular function: cell-cell adhesion mediator activity. The transcript is spliced from 30 exons. Gene Ontology annotation, biological process: brain development; cell-cell adhesion. Bases 16 to 3789 code for a protein of 1257 amino acids. NCBI's taxonomy places the organism in Eukaryota, Metazoa, Chordata, Actinopteri, Centrarchiformes, Centrarchidae. The record is from RefSeq and is a predicted model, not a curated record.
AUUGGUGGGGAAGAAAUGUUGGGGCAGGGCGGGCAUGUGGCCCUGGCUCUCGUGUCAUUGCUACUGCUGUGGCACAAAGCAGCACCCAUUGAAGUCCCACAAGACCCAAAGAUCCAACAAGACUUGAAGCAACCCCCCACUAUAGUCGUACAGUCAGUGAAGGACUACAUUGUGGACCCUAGAGAUAACAUCAUCAUCGAGUGUGAGGCCAAGGGCAACCCAGGGCCAACGUUCUCAUGGCGAAGGAACGGGAAGUUUUUCAACAUCGCCAAAGAUCCCAGGGUGACGAUGCGAAAACGCUCAGGAACUCUGGAGAUUGGUUUCCGUAGUGGAGGACGACCAGAGGACUAUGAAGGAGAGUACCAGUGUUUUGCCAGCAAUGACUUUGGAGUGGCUCUGUCCAACAAAAUCCUGCUCCGGGUCUCCAAGGCUCCUUUGUGGCCUAAAGAGGUGCUGGAGCCAGUGGUGGUGACUGAAGGCUCCCCGCUGAUUCUACCCUGCAACCCCCCACCAGGCCUGCCUCCUCCGUUCACCUUCUGGAUGAACAGCGCGAUGAAUCCGAUCCCUCAGGAUAAGAGAGUGUCCAUGGGUCUGAACGGGGACCUGUACUUCUCCAACGUUUUGGCCAAAGACGCUCACACUGACUACAGCUGCAACGCUCGCUUCCUCUUCACACACACCAUCCAGCAGAAGAACCCCUUCACCCUCAAAGUUCUGACCACGGAGCCGUAUAAUGACACAUCUUACAAUGCCACUGACCCCUAUGGUGGCUCUCCCCCCAGCCUGAGCAGACAAGUGCUGGGUGACACAAUCAUCUUUCGCUCGGUGCAGAUGGGAAGCAGCGCCGUCUACCAGUGCAACGCCUCCAACCAGCAUGGCUAUCUGCUGGCCAACGCCUUCGUCAGCGUCCUUGAUAUGCCUCCGAGGAUGCUUGGCCCUAAAAACCAGCUAAUUAAAGUCAUCGAGAACAACCGCACCUUCCUGGAUUGUCCUUUCUUUGGUUCCCCCCUACCAGAGUUACGCUGGUUUAAGAAUGGACAGGGCAGUGGGCUGGACGGCGGUCAGUACCGUGUUUACAUCAACGGCACUCUAGAGAUCAAACGGGCCAGAGUAGAAGACGAGGGCACCUACACCUGUGUGGCCAACAGCAUCCUGGGCACAGCAGAAAACCAGGUCCGCCUGGAGGUCAAAGAGCCAACUGGAAUAGUCCGCGCCCCAGAGCACCAGACAGCCAUCAGGGGCUCCACGGCUCGCUUUGACUGUAAGGUGAAGUCAGAUCCCAGCCUACCCAUUACUGUGUCCUGGACAAAGGAUGACAAGCCUCUCUACCUGGGAUGGAGGCUGAGGAAAGACGAGGAGUCGCUGACCAUUCCCAAUGUGAAUGAGGGCGAUGAGGGAACGUACACCUGCACUGUUAAAUCUGAGAUAGACCAGGACUCAGCCUCAGCCCGCCUCACUGUGUUAGAGGAAGCCUCCCUCAACCCCUCAGUCUCUAGUGCCUUGCCUCCAGACCGUCCAGACCCUCCCAUGGAUCUGGACCUAUCUGACCCAGCAGCCCGCAGCGUUCGCCUCACCUGGAUCCCCGGAAACGACCACAGGAGCACAAUCACACAAUUCUUGGUCCAAUUUGAGGAGGACCGCUGGGAGCCAGGCAGGUGGCAGGACCUGUCCACUUACCCCGGAGACCUCAACUCAGUCAUUCUACAGCUCGCCCCAUUCGUCAACUACCAGUUCAGGGUCAUCGCCAUUAACGCAGUGGGUCAGAGUCAGCCCAGUGCCCCCUCGCCACGAUACAAGACCAGUGGAGCUGCCCCAGAUGCCAUUCCCAGAGGUCUACGAGGAUGGGGCUCCAAGAAGGACAAUAUGGAGAUCACCUGGGAGCCUUUGCUUGAUCUAGAAAGAAAUGGCCCAAACCUGCACUACAACGUGUGGUGGAGACGGAAGGAUUUGGGAGAGGAGUGGAGUAAUAUGACCACGGUGGGGUCUAAACAUGUUAUCCACAACACAGAAACCUACGUGCCUUAUGAGAUCAAAAUCCAGGCCAGGAAUGAGUUUGGACCAGGACCUGAGUCCAACGUGGUCAUUGGAUACUCUGGAGAGGACAAGCCCACCGAUGCUCCCACUGACCUGCGGGUGUCAAAGGUUGACAACACCAAGGCUAACAUCCACUGGAAGCCUGUGGACCUAAACUCUGUGCAGGGAGAGUUCAAGGAGUACAGACUGUACUACUGGCGUGAGUCCAGUCUGGUUCCGGGUCUGGUGGUCAGUAAAAAGAAGAAGACCACAGGUUUCUACAGCACCAUGGCCGAGCCGUCUGGCAUUCUCAGUGACCUGGUGCCCUACUCUAAAUACAAGAUGUUCAUGGUUGUGGCCAACAACCGCUUUGAAAGUCCACCCAGCAACACGGUGGAAUUCACCACCAAGGAGGGAGUGCCGGAUGCACCAAGGUUCUUCAGGAUUAACCGGAGAAAUUUUGACACAAUCCACUUGGAAUGGGACAAACCUCUUGAGCCCAAUGGAAUUCUGAUUGGAUACCAGCUCAGGUACCAAACAGUCAAUGGCUCCAGGGUUGGUCGUCUCCAGGUGGAGACUUUCUUUCCUAAUGUGACAGAGUUCACCUUCCGCCUGCCUGACCGAUCUACCCGCUACAAAUUCUACCUGUCAGCGCUCACCCAGGUGGGAGCAGGGGAGGUCUUUGCUGAGGAGUCCCCACACUUCGCCAAUGAAGAAAACUUUACUGACGCUACAGGUCUAGUCGAGCUAACCGAUGCCUCUGUGGGUUCAGCUUUCACUCCUACUGCUCCUCCUCUUGCUCCUCUUCCUCCUACUACCAUCGCUCCUACAACCAUUAGUACCUCAACUUCUACCACCCCUACAACUACAACCUCUACUACUCCUACUACUACUAUUACUACUACUACUCCUUCUACAACCACUACAACUGAGGCGACCACUACCACCACACCUCCUGUGCCGGUCACCACCAAGCGUAGAGAUCAGAACGUGUUUGUGGCCCCUGGGCGGGAGAUCUGGAAUCUGACGGUGGAGCCUAACAGUAACUACGCUAACGUCAGCUGGAGACACAACUUCCCGGCCGGCAGCAGCGAGUUUGUGCUAGAGUUCACACUGGACAGUGACAAGACGGUGAAAGUUGUACCGGUGAAACAACAGCCCCCAAUUACAGUGGCGGAUCUGAUCGCAGGCACCAAGUACCAUCUGAGGGUUUACUCCCAUGAGCUCAACAGCGUCAGCAGCAAAUCUGUCACCUUUAAGACCAAAGCAGCCUACAUAGACCAGGUAGACAUAGCCACUCAAGGCUGGUUCAUUGGCUUGAUGUGUGCCAUCGCCCUCAUCAUACUGAUCCUCCUCAUCGUCUGCUUCAUCAAGAGGAGUCGCGGGGGAAAAUACCCAGGUGGUGGUUGCGUGACUGGUUUCGAAAAAUAUCUAGUCCGUGACAAAAAAGAUCUUCCCUUGGACCCAGUAGAUCAGAAAGACCAGGAGGGAUCCUUUGAUUACCAAAAUGGGUCAUCUGUCCCUGACAGGAACGAAAAUGAGAACAGCAGCGAUGAAGACAACAAGCCUCUGCAGGGCAGCCAGACAUCCCUGGAUGGCAAUGUGAAGGAAAGCGAUGACAGCCUGGUGGACUACGGCGAGGGCGGCGAUGGCCAGUUCAACGAGGAUGGCUCUUUCAUCGGCCAGUAUACUGUGAAGAAGGACAAGGACGAGACGGAGGGCAACGAGAGCUCUGAGGCCACCUCGCCUGUAAACGCCAUCUACUCACUGGCAUAGCGCCACAGUAGCACACUGGGGACUCAGUUGCACCCUCUGAUUUGAGGGCCUUACAGCAAACCACAACACCACACACAAACACACACACACACACACACACACGAAUAUAUUAAUAUAUGAAACACAUUACAGUCUGGAAAACUAUGUAGGCUUUCCUCUGCAGAUAAAAUAACAGGGGAACACGGGAGUGGAAUUAGACCACAAGCCUUUGUUUUGUUUCCAGCUCUAAGAAAUUGGCCCCUUGGAGGUGAAGUUUGGACAAAGUGGACUGUGCUCGUUUUCCUCUACGCUCUGCCUGCCCUUUACCCACACAGACUUGAAGUGUGCCUUCAGGGCAGCUUUCAGCACUUGGAGGCAUC